Molecule: messenger RNA, 1692 nt
Organism: Peronospora farinosa
Lineage: Eukaryota; Oomycota; Peronosporomycetes; Peronosporales; Peronosporaceae
Source: the annotation of a GenBank genome assembly
AUGAUUUGGGCCGCCAUACUUUGCGUUGCUGCGUUGACAUUGUCAACAGUGGGCACUGGUUUAAUCGUCUUUAAGUUUUGCAAAAACUGGAAUGUUCGGGCUUCAAGUGUGCGAUGGUUGUUUACCGCUUUUUUUGCCUACCUGUUCAUCACUUCGGUAGCAAGAUUGGUUUACUUCGUAUGGCUCACGAAAGCAGUAAGUAAGAGGAAGCGCUUUGAUGACUACAACGACCUGAGUAAUGAAUUUGUGAUGACGACGGAGCUUUAUCGGUUGGGUACUAGUGCAGUGUUGAAGUUGAUCCAAAAGCAGAAUGGCUGGAUCACCACUGUGAUCCUAAUUGGUGAUACGGCGCAUUUCGGUGUCUCGAUAUGGAUUGGUGCUCUAGUGUACGAGCUGUCAAAGUUGGUGGCGCUUUCCAUGGACCGUGGAGAGAAACACGAACGAGCCAAAAUUCGGCUGUAUUCGUGGAUCGGCCACUCAAGUAUUGCAAUGUUUUUGGUAGUACAAGUCGUGCUCGCUAUUACUUUCUCGGGCUACUCCACAUAUGCCUACUCGCUGUUGCUGGCUGCCUACGUUGUACAGAUUGUUGUACUCAUCUACAUGGUGAUUGUGGUGAUCAUGCUGAAAUUUAGAGGUCGGAACUACGAAAGCGUUCAUGGGCAUUUCGUAGCUUCUCCUCUCUAUCGACGGCUCAAGUGGAUCAUGCUCGUAUUUGCGUUAUUCGCCUUUCAAUUCCAGUUUUCUUCAGUGAUUCUUUACGCGAUACCGAUAGAUGAAAAAGGAUUGACGCUCUACGGUGGAAUAAGCUUUACACUUUUUUAUCUGCGAGGUUUCAUACUUUCCGUCGUAGGAGGUUGCAGUCUGCCAUGUGUAGAACGAUGCUUGGGGUGCUGUGUUUCCGAAGGAACAAUUGCACAAUACACCCAGCAUCGAGAAUGCGUGACUGUGGCUGGGGGCUGGGACCUGCCCAACAAAAACCCAGUAUUUGUCAUCACCGAUAUUGAAUCGUCCAGUGCCCUUUGGGCUGUAGACGAUGGUCGAGUUAUGCAGCAGGCAACUCAAAUUCAUGAUGACAUUUUACGAAGUUUGUUGGCUGCGUAUCGUGGUUACGAAAUUGCUACAGCGGGAGACUCCUUUCAAUUGGCUUUCCACACGAUUCAUGAAGCGGUUGAGUAUUGUUUGGAUGCCCAAAUGCACUUACUAAAUGCAAAAUGGCCCAAGGAUCUGCACGACUUGGUACCCGCUACACGAAAAGAGCGUGUUGGAACUAGAACCAUUUUUCGGGGACUUCGUGUUCGCAUGGGUGUCCACGACGCCUCCGAGUCGGAAGGGUCUCUUGUCCAAGGUGUUCACGCGAUAACAGGCAAAUUAACAUACACGGGGGCUUCUGCAGUCAUUGCGAACGCGAUCGGAGACUUAGGAGCUGGAGGCCAAAUUUUAGUUACCAAGCGCGUGGCCGAGGCACUCGUAGCAAACUCUUCGCAAAUGGCGAGCAAAUUUGUCAUGGACCCUUUGUUUGAGUAUUCGAUCCCUCGUCUGAAUACGACGCAGGAGGUUUUUCAAGUUGUACCAAAGUCACUGGCAAUGCGAUUUGAAAAAUUCAAUUCGUUGCUACCCAUUGUUCAAAUUGAGCGAGAAGAAGCACAAGGUGGAAGUGAAAGUUAUACAAUUUACACGUCCAUGGAGCCCUAA